Chelmon rostratus (copperband butterflyfish) is the source of this 2431-nucleotide messenger RNA. RefSeq names its product 3-ketodihydrosphingosine reductase (gene kdsr). Bases 235 to 1314 code for a protein of 359 amino acids. Lineage: Eukaryota; Metazoa; Chordata; Actinopteri; Chaetodontiformes; Chaetodontidae. Gene Ontology annotation, biological process: sphingolipid biosynthetic process. Gene Ontology annotation, molecular function: 3-dehydrosphinganine reductase activity. The record is from RefSeq and is a predicted model, not a curated record. Gene Ontology annotation, cellular component: endoplasmic reticulum membrane. The transcript is spliced from 10 exons.
UUGUUUUGGUUUAUGCGGACUGCGCUUUGUCACGGGGAGCUAAAGUCCACGGCGGUACUUUAACCUAGCCGAAACAUCUUUGACUUACUGACGAACCCUGGAACAACUCCUCCUCCGAGGUCUGUGUUUCGUCACCCCUUUUCAGGGCCGCCUCCUGUCUCGUCGCUCUGUUAUCGGACCUCAGAAGCUGGCCUGCUAGUUAGCAAACAAGCUAACGAUUGCCUGAUUUCACCCAUGUCCUCUGAAGAAGGGUUGAGCUCAACGGUCACGGAUUGGCUUUUCAUUAAUUCCUGGUGGCUCCUUCUGCCAUUCAUAAUGCUUCUUGUAGUUGCAGCUUUCAUUGUUGCUUUUGUGUUACUGCUAUACAUGAUAUCGCCUCUUAUUAGCCCCAAACCUUUGAAACUGAACGGGGCCCACGUCGUGGUGACAGGAGGCUCAAGUGGGAUUGGCAAAUGCAUUGCAAUGGAGUGCUACAGGCAAGGAGCAUUCAUCACUUUGGUGGCACGGGAUGAGGCUAAAUUGCUUCAAGCAAAGAAAGAGGUGGAGAAAUUUGCUAUCAAUGACAAGCAGGUGGUGCUUUGCAUAUCAGUGGAUGUUUCCAGUGAUUAUGGCCAGGUGGAAAGUGUGAUAAAACAGGCUCAAGAGAAGCUUGGGCCUGUUGAUAUGUUGGUGAACUGCGCUGGAACAUCCAUUUCUGGGAAGUUUGAGGAUGUGGAAGUGGACCGAUUUAAAAAACUAAUGGAAGUGAACUACCUGGGCAGCGUUUACCCGACACGGGCCGUCAUAACCACCAUGAAGGAGCGAAGAAUGGGCCGCAUCAUGUUUGUGUCCUCCCAAGCAGGCCAGAUCGGCCUGUUUGGAUACACUGCCUACUCCCCAUCCAAGUUUGCCCUGCGUGGCUUAGCAGAGUCGCUGCAGAUGGAGAUAAAGCCAUAUAAUAUCUACGUGACUGUGGCCUACCCUCCUGACACAGACACUCCAGGAUUGGCAGAGGAAAAUAAAACAAAGCCUCUAGAGACCAAAUUAAUCUCUGAAACCUCUGGAGUUUGCCAACCAGACCAAGUGGCCAAAAUCAUUGUUCGGGAUGCAGUGCAGGGGAACUUCAACAGCUCUGUGGGGCCUGAUGGUUACAUGCUGUCAGCCCUCACCUGUGGAAUGUCACCUGUCACCUCCAUCACAGAGGGUCUCCAGCAGAUCGUUACCAUGGGAUUAUUUCGGACCAUCGCCCUCUUCUACCUGGGGAGUUUUGACAGCAUUGUGCGUCGCUGCAUGAUUCAGAGGGAGCAGUCGAAAGCGGCUGACAAGAGGGAGUAACAGCAGCCUUACCUUCUUCACAGCCCAAUGCCCCUCCUCUUCCACACCCCCCAAUCCCGUCCCUGUCCUCCUCCUCCACAUCCCCCAUCCCACUCCCCUCCUCCAGCCUGUACUAGUGCACAACCGUAGGUGGGGGAAAAGGCCAAGCCUUGAGUGAAUUUCUGAUAUCAACUUAACAGAUGGAGAUGAAAGAAAGUGGCAGAUGUUUACUCUUUGCUUGUCCAGUGAUGUAACACCUCCACAGACUUCAGUCAUUUUGAUUUUUCCUCUCAAAGCAUUCCAGUGACUUUUCAGUUUAAAUGUGUCCACCUGCUUCUUUUUGCGGGAGCAGCCUUACUUCAAGAGAAUGAGGGCAGACUUAACAUCCCACAGCCUGGUUUUAAAGUAGCUACCCUUUGUAGACCACUGACAUUAGGGAUAUCAGGCCUCCCUGCCUCCAAUCGCACAGCGCCGUUUUUUGUUUUUUUUUUUCUCACAUGGAAGAAAAGCAACAGAUAGCCUGUCUGACUGGUUGUGCCAAAUAUGGCUCGAAGUUCCUUCCUACCAGGGGCUAUAGUGAAAACCAGAAUGGUAACACUCAUGAUUUGUCAUAAUGUCUCAUGUAUGUCAAAACUAGGCUCACCUUGUAAGAAUUUUACUUUUUUCACUAAAUAAGGCCCUCCCUCUCUACGUCUCUAAGUCUUUGCAGGCAAAGCAUCUUCCUGUUCGACUGAAUAACCUCUGUGUGUGAAACCAGCGGUGACCCUCAGAGUCUUGUUUAUGCUGUGGGAUGUUUUGUUCUCUGUGUGUGUGAACCAAGCCAAGAUGUGAUACAGCACUACAUAUUAGAGAACAAGAGAGAAUGUGUGAUGUUUUCAAUUGUUUGUUGAAUUUUGCUAAUGCAAAAACAUUAUUUCCAGAUGAUAAUAAUAAUAAUAUUCAAAAGUGUUAGAGACAGUGUUGGGGCUAAGAUUUUUGGGAGAACUGUGUGCAAUGAAUGUGUGCUGUGUUCUGUGUUUGCUGUGACUGAGCCAACCCCUGGGGAGAAAUAAGCCAUUAGAUUAUAAUGUCUCGGGAAAAAAAAAAAAAAAACACACCAAAUUAUUUUCUCAUAAUCCCAUCAUAUUUCAUUGAGAAA